UCAAAAAAAAUCCAACCAACCCACUCUUCCAUUCCCCUUCUCCCACUCUCUCUGCAGAAUAUCGCCGACGACAAGAAGGAACAAACCCUUCCGCCUUCAGCGACAGAGACCCUCGGCGACGCACUUAUAUACAUAUACAUAUAUAUACGUACAAAAAAUGCAUUCUACAGUCCUCCUUGAAAGGAUCAACAACACCAUCCCCACCACCACAACAACCCAUUCAAAGCACUGGUCCCCUCUUACAUGCACCACACCUGUACCUGACAACGUGGCACGUUACCAUGCUCAUGCGUUGGGCCCGAACCAAGGCUGCUCCGCCGUUGUACAGCAGAUCGCAGCCCCUGUCUCCACCGUAUGGUCCGUGGUCCGCCGCUUCGAUAAUCCCCAGGCAUACAAGCACUUUCUAAAGAGCUGCGAUCUUAUCAACGGAGACGGCAACGUCGGUACUCUCCGGGAGGUACAUGUUAUUUCCGGACUUCCUGCGGCGAACUCCACCGAGCGGCUGGAGAUCCUGGACGAAGAGCGCCACGUCAUCAGCUUUAGCGUCGUUGGAGGGGACCACCGUUUGGCAAAUUACCGGUCCGUGACGACGCUACAUCCUGCCCCCAACGGCAACGGCACGGUGGUUGUGGAAUCGUACGUGGUGGAUAUUCCGGCGGAAAAUACUGAGGAGGAGACAUGCGUGUUUGUAGACACAAUCGUCCGGUGCAACCUCCAGUCACUGGCUCAGAUCGCGGAGAAUUUGGCGAGACGAUCGAAAUCUUCGUCGUGAGUCGCGCGUUCCAUAUUUGUUACUUUAUUUUUUUGCUUUUAAUUAAUUAGUGUUCAUUGGUUUGCAUCUGAACGUCUACUAUGAAACGAUGUCGUUUUUGUGGUGUUACCGGAUCUUGUUUUCCUAUUAGAAGGAUAGAUCGGCUAGUUCUUGUUAUACUGUUAGCGUCCCGUCUCUCUCUCUUUUUUCUUUUUCUUUUUAAAUAAUACUAAUAAUGAGUAAUGACACACUGCAUUACUUUUAGGAAAAAAAUUGGUUUACUUUUUGUUCUGUUUUAAUUUCUCAGAAAAUGAAAAAUGAAAAAUAUUUAUUUUCCGUUUUCAAGUAAUUUUUUUUGUUCGUUGUAUUUUUUAAAAUGAGUAACCAAACGUGUUUUCCGUAUUUUUUCGAAAAAUAAAAAAAAAAAAACAUAGAAAAUAAACAUACCACGCCGACUCUUAACUUUCACUCUUCAAUGUCGCGAUUGCCGCCGAGGCUUUAAUUAAUUCUUUAAAAAAUAUUUGUGCAUAAAAUAAUGCAAUUUCUGUUUUGGUUGGUUGAAAAAACUUGGAAUCUUGAGACACUGUUUUGGGAUGUUUCAAGUUUCAUGAUGAUUUAUAUAAGUGAGUUUAUCCCAGCAGUGUCUGACAUGCAAGAUCUAUAAAGUAAGAUUGAUAAAUAUUUAAGUACCAGUUCAGCAAAUGAAGGAAUGUAUGCGAGCAAUCACAAUGAUAAAAUUUUGCUGGAUCAAUAAAAAUGUAUUGAAUUUUGUAUUUUGUUGAUGUGAUUGUAUUGAAAAAGUGUUUUAUUGAUGUGAUUGUAUUGGGAGACGUGUUUUGUUGAUGUGACUGUAUUGAGAUAUUGUGUUUUGGUGUUCUUUUAUUGGGAUAAUAUGGAGACAUGAAAUGUUGUUGGUCUCCAUGUUGGGCGGAAAAUGAUAAUGUAUAGGAAUUUGUGUUUUGCUUAUGUCAUUGUAUUGGGAGAUGUGUUUUGUUGAUGUGAUUGUAUUGUGAUACGUGUUUUGCUUGACUUUAUGUGUAAUAGAGAUGAGAUUUUUGUUGGCCCAGUAAAAAUGUCUUAUUGCAUUUGCUUUUAAUAAUAAAAAAUGUAGGCCAAUAUGACUUCGGUUGUAUUGUUAG
Tripterygium wilfordii is the source of this 1890-nucleotide messenger RNA. RefSeq names its product abscisic acid receptor PYL4-like. The coding region runs from base 158 to 772 and encodes 204 amino acids. Gene Ontology annotation, biological process: abscisic acid-activated signaling pathway. Gene Ontology annotation, cellular component: nucleus; cytoplasm. The transcript has a single exon. NCBI's taxonomy places the organism in Eukaryota, Viridiplantae, Streptophyta, Magnoliopsida, Celastrales, Celastraceae. The record is from RefSeq and is a predicted model, not a curated record. Gene Ontology annotation, molecular function: abscisic acid binding; signaling receptor activity; protein phosphatase inhibitor activity.